GCGAGAAGGUGAGGCACUCAUCAUGGAAUCACCACCGUCACAAUUGCAGAAGGUCCAAGAGGAAGAUAAGAAACCGACCCUCAAGACCAUGGUUCACGACAACAUCAUGAAUGAAAUCAUAAAAUCAGAGAAGAGAAAAGAACCCGACUGGAGAAUCUUGGUGGUCGAUGAACUCGGCACGAAGAUGCUUUCGUCGUGUCUGAAAAUGCACGAAAUCGCGUGGGAAGGCAUCACGCUCGUCGAAGACAUCUGCAAGAAGCGAGAGCCAAUCCCCUUGGAGGCGAUUUAUCUCGUCUGCCCGACGGAGUCCACCAUCGACCGGAUCGUCGAGGACUUUCCUCGUGGUCGUGGCAUGUAUAAGGCCGCUCAUGUCUUCUUUAUGUAUGCGUGCCCUGAUGAGCUCAUUAGAAAACUCGGUCGAACUCGGGCUGCCAGAUACAUUAAGACCCUGAAGGAAAUCAACAUGGCAUUUGUGCCAUAUGAGAGCCAUGUUUUCUCAUUGCAUCACCCAGAAGCAUUCCAGCACUAUUUCCAUCCAGCGACAUCACAUGCAACAAGUCGCAAAACGAUGCAGCGAAUGGCGGAACAGCUCGCAACUCUCUGCGUCACUUUGGGAGAACACCCAUCUAUAAUAUAUAGAAGAGAUCACCCCAAGAACGUUGAGUUCGCCCAGACCUUGCAGGAAAAAUUGGAUGCUUAUAAUGUCGAUGAGCCAAAGAUUGGUGAAGGGCUUGAGAAAGCACGCUCUCUCCUUCUGAUCCUAGACCGAGGCUUUGACGCUAUAUCACCAUUACUUCACGAACUCACUUACCAGGCCAUGGCACAUGAUGUCUGUCAACUAGAAAAUAAUGUUUAUGCAUACCAGGCAUUUACAGGUUUUACCUCUGAGGUGUUCAUGCUCGAGGAGCAAGAUACCACAUGGCUCGACCAGAGACACGAACAUAUAUUUGCAGCUUCCAAAAACAUAUACGACUCCAUAAAGACAUUUUCAAAGUCCAAAACGAUAGCUACAGACCAGCCAACUACAAAGGUCCUUUCUCGGAUGGCUCAGAAAAUGCCACAGUACAAGGAAGAACUGAACAAUCUCAACUUCCAUUUACAUCUGGCAGAGGAGUGCAUGAGGGUAUAUAAGAAAUAUGCGGGCAAGCUAUGCCUUGUGGAGCAGGACCUGGCAAUGGGGACCGAUGACGAGGGGGAGCGAAUUCGUGAGGGCCUGAAAAGAAUACGUCCCAUUCUCACCGCACGUAAGCUUCUCAUCGAUGACAAAAUCCGCAUCAUCUUAUUGUUUAUCCUGGCUAGGAAUGGCAUCCAUGAGGAUGAUUUGGGGAGGUUGAUGAAGUAUGGGAAAAUUCCAGAAUCAGAACGGUCUACAAUCCUCAACUUGAGUCAUCUUGGGCUUAAUGUUGUCAUCGAUGGAAAUCCCAAGGAAAUCCACCAGCCGAUCCGGAAGGACAGGACCUCGGAGGAUACCUAUCUUGCAUGUCGCUGGACUCCACUGAUCAAAGACGUAAUGGAGACUGCCAUCGAAGACAAGCUCGACAAGGAUCAUUACCCGUUUCUCGCCAGAAGGCAGGCUCCGGAGAAGCAGAGCAGUGAAGUCACCAGUGCCCGCCAGCGUUCAAAUCAGAAGGCCUCUGGUUCUGCCAAGAGAGUUCAUCGUCUCAUCGUCUUCAUUGUCGGCGGGGUGACUUUCUCUGAAAUGAGGUCUGCGUAUGAGAUCACGAAGGCAUGCGAGAAAUGGGAAGUCAUCAUCGGUUCUACGCAGAUCCUAACACCUACCGGAUUCCUCAAGAAUUUGAAAGAGUUCGAAAAUGUCGAUGAGACUCCAUCUCAUGGAUCUACGUCCCACCAGCCUUCAAAGUGU
This is a messenger RNA of Darwinula stevensoni, 1864 nucleotides long. Lineage: Eukaryota; Metazoa; Arthropoda; Ostracoda; Podocopida; Darwinulidae. The record is from the annotation of a GenBank genome assembly.